Messenger RNA from Paramecium primaurelia, 1361 nucleotides. NCBI's taxonomy places the organism in Eukaryota, Ciliophora, Oligohymenophorea, Peniculida, Parameciidae. The record is from the annotation of a GenBank genome assembly.
AUGAAAAUUUUAAUUAUUUAUGUGGCAUCAAUAGCAGUAUUCUAUUUCGUUGAUAAAUCUUUGGAUCUACAAUUUAUUGAAUCAGACAAAUUAAAUCGAUAAUGUGAGACAAAGGUUGAUAAUCAAAAUAAAAGUAUACUCUCUUGUGGGUAUAUUUGGGAAUCUAAUGAAACGAUGGUCACAUUCUAUUUUCGUACCAAAACCAAAUUACAACACAAACCUGAUAUUGUCAUUUAUUACUAAUAAUUUCCUACAGAAUAAUAGUUAAAUAUUACUGAGCUAUUAUCAGUUGAUACUAAUAAUUCAUUUCCUUUAGUCUAAGAAAAUUAAGUUGGAAUUGAGGAAUUGAUUAAACAUCAUUUAAAAGCUUUAUCUUAUUCUUUCAAAUCAGGAGAUUCAGAUGGAAAUGAAAAUUAUUUAAUGACACCUGAAUUAAUAAAAGUUUCAGCAUAUGUUAUUUUUGCAAAGGAUUUAGACAUAGAAUUAGAAGCAUAUUUCAAAAAUAAUUUAAAAUAUUUAGAAGAUUCCUUUGUUACAUUCUUAUGCUUUGUCAUUAUGGCUUUGGCUAUUAAAAUGAUCAAUGAGGAAGAAGAAAAUCUAAUGCCUUUAGGAAAAUAUAUUAAAGAGAAUCAACAUCAUAUGCUUAUAAUGAUAAUUCUUAUUGCACAACCACUUAGACCCUUAUGUUUCUUUCCAGAAUUUGAAGCUGUAGAGUGGCUGAUUGGAUAAACAUGUUAUGCAGUAGGAGAAUUUCUAUUUUUAAGAUAUUUCUUAUAAGUUCUUUCCUUCCUAAAAGGUUAAGACAAUAAUACAAAUAAAGGUAGAAAUACUCUUAUAACAAUCUUUGUGAUUAUUCCUAUUAGUAUAGAUAGAUGGUUGAUUGCCUUUGAUAGUUAAUCCUUUGUUAUAAAAGACUUAGAAAAUUAAGUUGAUAACAUUCAUACAAUUAUGAUUGCGUGUUGGUUAUGUUUUUUGAUGUAUUCUGGUAUUUUUGCUUAUGAAGUCAUGAUUAGUUUAAAUUCAAAUUUAAUUAGUAAAUGCUAACCUAUUAUUUGUUAGGACGUGAUCUAUUUAUAAUUGACAUCAUCUUUUUCAUUAUCUAUUCAAUAUAGAAGAGUUAAUUUUACUUAUUUUAUGAAAGAUUUGAUCAUCAUUUAUUCAAUCCAAUAAAUAUGUUAAUGAUGAUUUCUUAUAUUGCUGUUCUAUUGAUAAUUGAUCUAAGGAAAGAGAGUGAGAAGAGUAAUGAAUUAUAACCUAUAAGACAUUAAAUCGAUUAAGAUGAAGAACAUGUAGAUAAUCUAGAUUUUACAAUUGCAGAAUAUUAUAAAGAAAAAGCAAAUGAUGAUCAAACAUUAAUUUGA